AAGAAGAAGAGGCGCUGAGGAGCGAGGCUCGGGAUGUUGGCAGAGGAGCUCGGGCACCGUCAGAGACGGGGGCAGCGGGAGGAGGAUCCUUUCUCCUCGAGAUUAACCGAACAAACCCCGGAGACCGAUGGAAGGAACAACAGCAGCAGCCCCAGGAGAACACAGCUCAUUUAACGCGACUGGCGUGAAACAGGGAACGUAACCGCUGACUGUAAACCUCAACACGCACGUUAACGUUAACGUUACUCUUUCUCCAUCUCCACCAUUUUGGUUGUCAGUGAUGGAGCACAUCCGGACGCCCAAGGUGGAAAAUGCGCGGCUCUUGGACCGGUCGUCGGGCCAGAGGAAGGCCAGCACCGGGACUCUGUACCUCUCUGCCACGCACACCAUCUUUGUAGAGAACAACCCUGAGACACGCAAGGAGACGUGGGUGUUGCACAGCAUGGUGAGCAGUGUGGAGAGGCCGCCCACCAUCCCCGCUGGAAGUCAGCUGAUCCUGCAUUGUAAAGACUUCCGCGUCUUCCAGAUCCUCAUUCCGCACGAGAGAGACUGUUUGGACAUCCACACCUCAUUGGUCAGGUUGUCUCGACCAGAGAAGUACAGUGAGCUGUACUGCCUGUCUUUUAAUCCUAAUGUCAACAAAGAGGAGAGAGAAGAGUCGUGGAACUUCCUGGACCUCAUGGGCGACUACAAGAGGAUGGGAGUUCCUAAUAACCUGUGGGUCGCUACGGCGGCCAACAGCGAAUACAGGGUGUGUGAUACGUACCCAUCAGAGCUGUUUGUUCCAAAGUCGGCCACACCCGCCGUCAUCGUGGGCAGCUCAAGGUUCAGGAGUAGAGGACGAUUUCCUGUUCUGUCCUACUUCCACCAGGACACACUGGCAGCGGUGUGUCGGUGUAGUCAGCCACUGUCAGGCUUCAGUGGACGCUGUCAGGAGGAUGAGAUGAUGCUGCUGGCUAUAAUGAAGUCCAACCCAGGUAGUGACUACAUCUAUGUGGUGGACACCCGGCCCAAGCUGAAUGCCAUGGCAAAUCGAGCAGCAGGUAAAGGCUAUGAGAAUGAGGACCACUACACCAACAUCAAGCUGCAGUUCAUUGGUGUCGAAAACAUUCACGUAAUGAGGAACAGCCAGCAGAAAAUCAUCGACGUUGGCGAGAUGAGAUCUCCGUCCAUGACUGACUUCCUGUGGGGUCUGGAGAACUCUGGCUGGCUCAAACACAUUAAAGCCAUACUGGAUGCCGGGGUCUUCAUAGCCAGGGCAGUUGCUGAUGAAGGUAUCAGUGUGUUAGUCCACUGUUCAGAUGGCUGGGACAGGACGGCCCAGGCCUGCUCUGUCGCCAGUAUACUGUUGGACCCAUUCUACAGAACCAUCAAAGGAUUCAUGGUUCUGAUAGAGAAAGACUGGGUUUCCUUUGGACACAAGUUCUCCCACAGGUAUGGCCACCUGGAUGGAGAUCCUAAAGAAGUGUCUCCUGUCAUUGAUCAGUUCCUGGAGUGUGUGUGGCAGCUGUCCGAGCAGCUCCCAUGUGCCUUUGAGUUCAAUGAACGCUUCCUCAUCACUAUACACACGCACGUCUACUCCUGUCAGUAUGGCACCUUCCUGGGAAACUGCCAGAAGGAAAGCAGAGAUAUGAGGUUUCGUGAGCGGAGUCACUCGGUGUGGCCACAGCUGUGGAAGGACAGAGCCGAGUACACCAACCCUCUGUACAAGGCGGAUCUGAGCCAGAGUCAGGGGGUCCUGAGACCCAACACCACCCCCUACUGCUUCAAAAUGUGGAAGGGUCUCUAUAACCACAUGGAGAAACUAACGCCUCCUCGCCAGUCACCUGCCGACUUCCUGUGCGCCGUGAGGGAGGAGUCCCAGCAGCUGGAGAAGGAGCUCACCAAUCACCAGGAGAGGAUAGCAGCCCUGACAGGGAAACCAAUCACGUGGGAGAAGAUCAAAGUUCCGAGGAGGAGGAUGAUUAGCCACCUGCGGCAGAGACACUGCGGGCCGGACCCGCCCAGCACUUACACAAACCCAUUCGCCAGCCCUGCAUCGGUCAACGGUGAUGCACUCUCCUCUGAACCAGUCACUCAGAAGGCUCAGACCAAGGACGCCACUCUCACCCUGUCUCUAGGACUUUACUCUCAUCCCAAGAGUCACAACCCCGACGACUUCUCCACCUGCAGCGACCUAGAGUCGGGCGUGGCUGACCUCAGCAGCCGCUCAUCCAGCAGCGGAGAGAACGGCAAGGACCCCUACAUAGAUGAGGCUGCCUUUACUACUGCCUGACUGGAAAAAAGAAACCCUUGCUGAGGUGAAAGAGGAAAUUAUUGUUCUUAUAGUAGAUCUACAAAAAUAUUUAUUCAGACACCCGGAGCGGGGGGGGGGGGCUGCUGGUUGGACGUUGUCUCUUGCUUUCUAGGAGAUAACUGCAGCUUGUCUCAUUCCUUUUUGGUCUAAAGGGAGAAACCUCACUGGCUGUUUACCAGUUCACCUUUUUGACAAAGGCACUGGAAGAAGCAAAAAGUAAUUUGACUUAUUAUUUUUUUGCAGAGGGCCAGAGAGGCAGUGUUUGUUUUUGUUUUUUAUACAUGGAUGCUGUUUUUAGGUGGGCUCAGUUACUGUCAUUUGUAUUUUGUUUAAGGAAUGCACUAUUACUACUGUGUGAUGGACAAAUGAUACAUGGAUCCAGCCUGAAAUAAUGCACGAUGCAGGCUCGAAGAGGGCAGUGAAAAUAUCUGAGGAAACACUUGCAUUUACAGAGAGUAGAACAAACACACUCACUAAACUAGCUUUCCAUAUUUAUCAUCAAACACUUCUUCUCUUCAAGCAAAGCUAAAAAUACAAAAUCAUGGAAGAUUUACCAACAUUAUUUAUUUACCUCCAGUCUUCCUUCAGUGUGAAUGCAUUAUGAUACUAGUAAUAAUUUAGUUUUCUCCCAAGGUAUUUCUUUGUAGGUCCAGCAGAUAUCAUACUAAAUCCACCUUUUCAUGUCUUCUCAACCUAAAUAUGUGUCCCCAGUGUGACUAAAGACCCCCAAACCUUUCUCUUUUUCUCCUGCUCAGUCUUUCAGUAAAUAUCAAUGCAAACACGAUGUUUAAAUUUGGAGAAAGUGGGCUUUUAGGGAGGCGGGCCAUUAAAGCAACAACAUUAAAGCAUGCAGAUAUUUUCUUGUAGAAACCCAAAAUAAAAACAUGAACCUGAAAAUGAGCAUAAUAUGGGACCAUUAACUUUAGACACACUGGAAGCAGCAGACAUGAUCUAUUAAAUUAAUUGAGUUGUGUUUGAGGGUUUUUAGAUGUGGACAGUCUUCAGCCUGAUCAAGCUGGAGAGUUGCUGCUAGGUAAAAUGUCAAAUCUUGUGUAAUUAUGUAGAAUAAACACUGGGAGGCCAAAGAGCGACAGCCAUCUGCUUCAUGUCUACAUGCGCAUGCCCAGUUCACCUGAACGGGUCCUAGCUGUGCGUUUUCAGUCGUGUUAAUGUAGAUGGAGAUCAACUCAAAAAACGCCGCGGAAACGCUGGUGUGGACGGAGAUCGUAUUUGUUUUAAUUCUCCGUUUGUAAACUAAAACGGAGUAGCGUGGAUGGGUCCAAAAUCUGCUCAGUCCCUCAUGACUUGAACUUAGAAGAAACCUUGUCUUCUGUUGUCAAGUUUUUAACUUCUCUAAAAUAUCAUAUCAUUCCAUAAAGCAAACAUUUGCCGCUAAGGGUCAGUAUUUAAGUUUUGAGAGUUCAAAUAAACUCAGUUCAGAUUAGAAACUGGAAGCGAAUACGUCACAGAUUUACAGUCUAAAUGGAGAUUUCUUAAAGCACUUUGAACUAUUGGUCAUUACCAAGAAUGGGAAUCAGCAAGAACAAAAUGUGAACAGAAAUAUUAAUGUUGGAAUACAGUAUUUUCUUUUGUCCAUUUGUGUGCAAUAUAUUUUAAAGCCAUUUAUUCUAUGUUAUGUUUCAGUAUAACAUUCUACAAGGAUAAUAUUUUUCCUCAGACCAAUUGAGUCAUUCAGAUGAGAAAGUUUCAGAUGUCAUUAUAUAGACUUUGUUUAACUGACACUAAUGAAGCCAUUGUUGAUGAAUAGUCAGUGAACAAAGCUGAAUUUUGAUCUGCAGACUUCCUGCAUUAUAUAAACUAUGUUUGAUGUGAA
Molecule: messenger RNA, 4130 nt
Organism: Micropterus salmoides (largemouth bass)
Lineage: Eukaryota; Metazoa; Chordata; Actinopteri; Centrarchiformes; Centrarchidae
Product: myotubularin-related protein 7-like
Exons: 14
Coding region: 281-2275 (664 amino acids)
Biological process (GO): dephosphorylation
Molecular function (GO): phosphatase activity
Source: RefSeq, a predicted model, not a curated record